AAAAAGCCUUUUGCCCCAACGUCUGAAAUCUUCUGAUUAUCAAUUUUAUCGUCCUUCGACAUUUUCUUUUCGGGCAUCAAAUAAAACAUAAAGAAAAUAUCAUUUGUAGUGAUGUAUGAAAAAAUGUAAAUUCAAAUUUCCUUGAAGAAUUGUCAAUCCUAAUUCAAGUGAUCAAUUGUCUGAUGUAUUUUUAUUUGUUUACUAUUGAAUAUUCCUGAGGCCCCCAUUGUGCAGUUGCAUGAAUUCAAUGAUUCUUGGCGAGUUGGCAUGCUUUUAAUUCAUGCAACUAAUUCUGAUGAACGUUUUUGCGAUCUUCAUAUGAUUAGAUGAAUCUCCAUCGUCUCAUCUGCGGCCUACGCUAAGAAAAAGCCGAGCUUUUGAUCAUAAAAAGAAAGCGAUGUUAUGGUUUCUUUAAGACCAUAGGGAUCCGGGACCUGAAUUCUAGGGGCUAAAGAUGUCUAUUCAACAAGGGAAAGCAGAAACUAAAGAUGUUCCAGGUUUUUCUCUCUAUGAGCUCUUACGAAUGGAAACCUCUUCAAACUGGGGUCUCUGCUCAAGGGAAUGGAUACAUUCUAAAUCUUCCAGUCCACGACAGAGGCUGGAGAGUGUAUUAUCUGAAGCAGGCAAUAGAACUUGUGCAGAUUGUGGAUCGCCAGAUCCAAAAUGGGUAUCACUGAGCAUUGGAGCUUUCAUUUGUAUCAAAUGCUCCGGAGUACAUAGAAGCCUUGGAGUGCAUAUAUCAAAGGUCUUCUCGGUGAAGCUUGACGAAUGGACUGACGAGCAAGUUGAUGCUUUAAUUGAAAUGGGAGGAAACAAUGUUGUGAACUCGAAAUAUGAAGCUUGCAUUCCUGAUUAUUUUAGAAAACCGAAACCAGAUUCUUCCACUGUGGAGCGCACUGAUUUCAUAAGGAGAAAAUAUGAGCUGCUACAGUUUUUGGACCGUGAUUUAGAGCUGAAUUGCCGGUUUCCACCUCCGUUAACCUCCAACAGCAAUUCUUCGAGCUGUUGUUCUCCGUCACCCCCUGAGAAGAGAUAUGACAAACAAACAACUGCUCACCGUAUCCAAGGUCUAGGGCUGGUAUUUCGUAAUAGCUGGAGAAAAACGGAAUAUAAAGCUGCCAAAAAAAACAACUCAAUGGCAGGGAUGGUCGAAUUUGUAGGACUGAUUAAGGUUAAUAUAGUAAGGGGCACCAACCUAGCAAUCCGAGAUGUGGUGAGCAGCGAUCCCUAUGUCAUCCUCUCACUGGGAAAUCAAUCUAUGAAGACUCGUGUCAUAAAGAAUAACCUUAACCCCGUCUGGAAUGAAAGUCUAAUGUUGUCAAUUCCAGAAAAUGUACCUCCACUGAAGUUGCUUGUCUAUGACAAGGAUACAUUCUCAACUGAUGAUUUUAUGGGAGACGCUGAGAUUGAUAUUCAACCACUGCUGUCUGCUGCUAAGGCUUCAGAAUGCUCCUCAAUCAGUGAGUCGACACAGCUCGGAAAGUGGAAAGCGAGCAAAGAGAAUACGCUCGUGAGCGAUGGAGUUAUCACAUUAGAAGAUGGUCGGGUGAAACAAGAAAUCUCUAUAAAGCUGCAGAACGUUGAGCGUGGAGUAUUAGAGAUUGAGCUUGAAUGUGUGCCUCUCACACAGUAGUAGCCAGACGAGACUUAGACGAGCAUAAUUAUAAGCCUUCUCUGAAGAAAUUCUUCCUGCUGUAACUGUAUUAUCUUCGACCGACAGGUAGAUUUCGGUCCCGUUUCUCCGUCCUCGAGAUUGGUUCUUGUGGAACUCUGCGCUUGUCCACUUGAUAAAAGUUUGCAGCUAAGGAUUAUCAGGAAAUUCACCUCAUUUAUGAUGUAGUUUUACUGGUCAAUACAUAGCUGGUGAGGAGUCAUUUGUUGUAACAUAAAAGUCCACUGGUGUGUUGCGUUGUGCUGAACAUCUCUGCCAAUGCAUUGCCUCUUAGUUUCUCCCCAGUCCAUGAUUUUCUUGAGCAGGAAAUUCAGCAACAACAUGUACUCAAGUUGAGUGGUUUGACAAUCAAGAAAUUGCAUAUUGAUGUA
Messenger RNA from Sesamum indicum (sesame), 2043 nucleotides. Its product is annotated as putative ADP-ribosylation factor GTPase-activating protein AGD11. Gene Ontology annotation, molecular function: GTPase activator activity; phospholipid binding. Lineage: Eukaryota; Viridiplantae; Streptophyta; Magnoliopsida; Lamiales; Pedaliaceae. The record is from RefSeq and is a predicted model, not a curated record.